Paramisgurnus dabryanus is the source of this 662-nucleotide messenger RNA. It is a transcript of the gene glod5, whose product is annotated as glyoxalase domain containing 5. The record is from RefSeq and is a predicted model, not a curated record. NCBI's taxonomy places the organism in Eukaryota, Metazoa, Chordata, Actinopteri, Cypriniformes, Cobitidae.
CUUCUGUGUUUAGGAUUUUUACUUCCUUGAUCUGUCUCGUGUAAUCGAGUGAAUACGAUUAUAUAUCGGCGGUGAGAGUUGUUUGCAGUGUUAAUAUGGCUCUACGCGUAUACGGCGCUUUUCUUCGCUCGACCUGUAGCGGCAAGUUUCCAUCAGUUCAUCAUGCACUCACAUCAGUCCGGUUCAAAAGUUCCUGUCCAGUUCACAUCAGUCACCUGGAUCACCUUGUGCUUACAGUUCGAGACCUGAAUAAAACCACAACAUUUUACUCCACAGUUUUGGGGAUGGAGGUCAUCACUUUUAAGGGAGACCGUAAAGCUUUGAGUUUUGGAGAACAAAAGUUAAACCUGCAUCAGGUUGGAAAAGAGUUUGAGCCUAAAGCCAAAAUCCCAACACCAGGAUCUGCUGAUUUGUGCCUCAUUACCAAAACCCCACUAAUGACUGUUGCUGCCCAUCUCAAGGCGUGUGGAGUGACGAUAGAAGAGGGCCCAGUGGACAGGACCGGGGCUGUGGGUCCCAUCAACUCACUGUAUUUUCGUGACCCUGAUGACAACUUGAUUGAGGUCUCCAAUUACCAAUCAUAGAUGAUUAUUUGAUCCAUAUAAAACACUAUGAUGCUUGAUAAAUAAGUUUAAUAUGCCUCAUUAAAAAUAUAACACUUU